This is a messenger RNA of Thermothielavioides terrestris NRRL 8126, 1422 nucleotides long. RefSeq lists its product as uncharacterized. Gene Ontology annotation, molecular function: DNA binding. Gene Ontology annotation, cellular component: nucleus. NCBI's taxonomy places the organism in Eukaryota, Fungi, Ascomycota, Sordariomycetes, Sordariales, Chaetomiaceae. The record is from RefSeq and is a predicted model, not a curated record. Bases 170 to 1279 code for a protein of 369 amino acids. The transcript has 4 exons.
CGAGCUGCUGCUUCAUCCCGGCGACGAAGCUCAAGCUCGAUCGCAUCCAUCCACCGCGUUGCCCCAAAGCCAAGUUGACUUUGCCAGCGCCAAAACAACAUACGCCAAUUUCAGCCAAACCAGCCACAGUCCCAGUCGGUAUCACCUCCUGUACCCGCCAAACAGGAAAAUGGGCAAAAAGAAACGCGGACACCCCGACAUCGAGGAGCUGCUUGCGCGGCCCUGGUGCUACUACUGCGAACGCGACUUCGAAGACCUGAAGCUCCUCAUCUCCCAUCAGAAGGCGAAACACUUCAAGUGCGAACGAUGCGGCAAGCGGUUGAACACGGCCGGAGGUCUCUCCGUGCACAUGAACCAAGUCCACAAAGAAACCCUCACGAGCGUCGAGAAUGCGCUCCCCAACCGGCAAGGUCUCGACGUCGAGAUCUUCGGCAUGGAGGGCGUACCCGAGGACAUCGUCCAACAGCAUAACCAGCGCAUCAUUCAGAACUUCUACACGGCGCAAGCGGAGAGGCAAGCCGCGACAGGAAACCCGCCGCGCGGGCAAUCAGGAGGCCAGGGUCCCGCCAAGAAGAUCAAGUACGAGACACCCGAGGAGAUCAAGAAGCGGCUCGCCGAGCACCGUGCCAGGGUGGCAGCCCAAAAGGCAGCUGCCGCGAACGGUGUUGCGCCUCCCGCCGCGCCCGUUGAUGGCCAGAGCCCGGCACAGGGCGCAUCUCCUUUCCCGCCUCCACAACCCGGGUAUCCCUACCCGGUCCCGGGUGCCCCCGGCGCCCCCGGCAUGCCGCCCUACGCCGCGACACAACCCUACGCGCCGCCGACGGCGGCUGCCUAUCCACCAGGUCCCUCCCCGCCCCCAGGCACGACAACAGCACCAUUCCCCCUGCCUGCUCGGCCGCCGAGCGGCGCCGCCGCGGCACCCGGCGUCCCGCCGCCGUACUUCUACAACGGCGCCGGCGCGCCGCCUCCGGGCUACCCCGCUGCGGGCGCCUCGACGGUGGAUGAGCUGGUGGCGAACGCGGCUAGGCAGGGCGGGGGCCCCGGCGGCGUCGGCGGCGAUGAUAUCGACCAGCUGAUAAGGAUGGCUGAGGCGGGAAUCAAGCCGCCGCCGCCGGCCGGGGCCAAGGCUGUGGCGGAAGAAGGGGCCGCGGCCGCCGCGGCGGGCGGGGAGCGGAAGAAGAAGGAGAUGCGGAUGGUGUAUGCGGAUACCGAGGUCAGCCCGGAGGAGAAGAUGGCCAUGCUGCCGCGGUAUCGGUGGGUCGAGGAGGCUGCUGCUUGAGCAGUUGCGCUGCCUUGGUUGGGAGCUUGGCGGCGUGACUGCGCCUUCAUAUCGUCCCUGGCAAGCAUGAAAGACUCGUCCGAGGCUAUACCUCGUUGAAUCUGUACGAAAAUCUGAAGCAUGGUUCCGGCGGCGUGGGAGAU